AUGAUCCCCACUGCGACCAUCGUCGGUCUCGUCGGCGCACUUGGUUUGAUCCUGGGCCUUUGGCCUGUCUGGGGCCUCUUCACGCCCGGAAUUCUCUUUGUGUUGUUUCUGGGCACGCUCAUGACGGCGCACUUUCUCCCAGCCAUGUAA
Molecule: messenger RNA, 150 nt
Organism: Saprolegnia parasitica CBS 223.65
Lineage: Eukaryota; Oomycota; Saprolegniomycetes; Saprolegniales; Saprolegniaceae
Exons: 2
Coding region: 1-150 (49 amino acids)
Source: RefSeq, a predicted model, not a curated record